Molecule: messenger RNA, 416 nt
Organism: Culex pipiens pallens (northern house mosquito)
Lineage: Eukaryota; Metazoa; Arthropoda; Insecta; Diptera; Culicidae
Gene: Sem1
Product: 26S proteasome complex subunit SEM1
Exons: 2
Coding region: 122-340 (72 amino acids)
Biological process (GO): mRNA export from nucleus; proteasome assembly; double-strand break repair via homologous recombination
Cellular component (GO): proteasome complex; proteasome regulatory particle, lid subcomplex
Source: RefSeq, a predicted model, not a curated record
CCCGUCAUUGACAUAAAAACAUUUUCCAUCGUAAGCAGCGUCCUAGCUGUUUUGUGCCAGAAAUUCAAAGUUUUUGCCAAUUUACGCUCAUUUCCGGUGAUAAAACAGCAUUACCAGCACCAUGGCCGACAAGGAGAACAAGGAAAAGUCCAAGGUUGACCUCGGUCUGCUCGAGGAAGAUGACGAAUUCGAGGAGUUCCCCGCCGAAGACUGGGCCGGCACCAAAGAGGACGAGGAAGAGCUGAGCGUCUGGGAGGACAACUGGGACGAUGACAACGUGGAGGAUGACUUUAACCAGCAACUUCGGGCCCAGCUGGAGAAGCAAAAGCCAAGCAACUAGGCUGGGAUUGUGAUUGUAUUUGCUUUUAUUGAUUAAGCACUGGAAUAAAAAGAACAUUGUCUACUAAACUCUACAA